Chaetura pelagica (chimney swift) is the source of this 465-nucleotide messenger RNA. RefSeq names its product telomerase reverse transcriptase-like. NCBI's taxonomy places the organism in Eukaryota, Metazoa, Chordata, Aves, Apodiformes, Apodidae. Gene Ontology annotation, biological process: telomere maintenance via telomerase. Gene Ontology annotation, molecular function: telomerase RNA binding; telomeric repeat DNA binding. Gene Ontology annotation, cellular component: telomerase catalytic core complex. The transcript is spliced from 6 exons. The coding region runs from base 1 to 465 and encodes 154 amino acids. The record is from RefSeq and is a predicted model, not a curated record.
AUGGCUAGAUGUUACACCUGUACUUCUAUCAGAUCAAGUCUUUCCUUCAAUUCAAGUAGAACAGCUGGGAAGAACAUGAGAUACAAAUUGAUUACCGUCCUCAAACUGAAGUGCCAUUGUUUAUUUCUUGAUUUACAGAUCAACAGCCUUAGAACAGUUUUAAUUAACAUCUACAAGAUAUUUUUACUGCAGGCUUACAGGAUCAUCUCUGAGACUGCGACGUGCUGCUAUGCUAUCCUGAGGGCAAAAAAUGCAGGGGUUGCUUUAGGUAACAAAGGUGCAUCUGGCCUGUUCCCUUCUGAGGCAGCAGAAUGGCUCUGCUACCAUGCCUUUAUUGUCAAACUGGCAAAUCACAAAGUUGUUUACAAAUGCCUGCUAACGCCCCUAAAAAUCUGUUUGGAUGUUGAAUUUGCAUUGCUCCGAUGUAGACCUAUUUUACUAGGAUUUCUUCUAACUCUCUUAUAA